Microthlaspi erraticum is the source of this 1275-nucleotide messenger RNA. NCBI's taxonomy places the organism in Eukaryota, Viridiplantae, Streptophyta, Magnoliopsida, Brassicales, Brassicaceae. The record is from the annotation of a GenBank genome assembly.
AUGGUGGAAAGGCAAUUUAAUCGAAGGGUUCGUGUAGUGAGAAGUGAUAAUGGUGGAGAGUUUAUAGGGAUGAAAUCUUACUUUGCUACAGAAGGGAUCUUGCAUCAAACGAGUUGUGUCUAUACCCCACAACAGAAUGGGCGUGUCGAGAGAAAGCAUCGACACAUUUUGAAUGUUUCUCGCUCAUUGAUGUUCCAAGCAAACUUACCGGUACGCUUUUGGGGAGAGUGUGUAUUGACGGCGUGUCAUCUGAUCAACCGAACCCCAUCAAACAAUCUUAAUGGCAAGACGCCAUUUGAGAUGCUUCACCGAGUUGCUCCCAACUACACCACUCUCAAGGUAUUUGGUUGCUUGUGUUUUGCGAGAAAUGUGCUGCGUGAUAAGGAUAAAUUUGGAGAGAGAAGUCAUCGUGGUGUGUUUAUGGGUUAUCCAUUUGGCCAUAAGGGUUGGCGUGUAUGGGAUAUUGAGAAACAAGAGUUCUUUGUUUCCAGAGAUGUUAUAUUCGAGGAGAAAGACUUCCCAUUUUCCUCGAUGACAAAACAGAACACAGUUCUUGAGGCACCAACACAACAAGAGGUUGUGACGUAUGAUGAUGAUUUUGUUGAAAUCAGAGAUGGGAAACAGAAGUUGCUGCAGGACGACAGGGGGAGUGAUCGUGAUAGUGAUCAUGGGAUAGAAGCAGAACAGGAGAUGGCUAAUGAACAAAGUAAUGAACAGAGUAAUGAACAGAUUAGUGAGGUUGAGGAGGUUGUUCCAACACGACGAAGUCAAAGAGAAAAGACUACAUCCACUCGUCUUGAUGGGUUUAUUCUUUAUACCACACAAUGCUCUAAAGACCCUCUCUCUCUCUCUCAGCUCGCCUCCACCAGCAUCUUUGGCAACAGAGCUUUUCUUGCUGCUAUUACGGCCGAGACUGAACCUACUUCAUUUAGAGACGCAAUGAAAGAUAAACGUUGGAGAAACGCAGUUUCAAAUGAAGUAGGUGCAUUGGAGGGAAGCAGAACAUGGGAUAUCACCGAGCUUCCGCCAGGCAAGAAAGCAAUUGGGUGUCACUGGAUUUUCACUAUCAAAUAUAAGUCUACGGGCAAGGUAGAACGGUAUAAAGCUAGGUUGGUGGCUUAUGGAAAUCGUCAAGAAGAAGGGAUAGAUUAUGAUGAAACGUUUGCUCCGGUGGUUAAGAUGACAACAAUGAGAAUGUUCCUUAAGAUUUCUGCUGUGAAAGGAUGGGAAGUUCACCAAAUGGAUGUCCACAAUGCAUUUUUGCAUGGAGAUUGA